This is a messenger RNA of Funneliformis caledonium, 678 nucleotides long. The record is from the annotation of a GenBank genome assembly. NCBI's taxonomy places the organism in Eukaryota, Fungi, Glomeromycota, Glomeromycetes, Glomerales, Glomeraceae.
AUGUCUCCUAUCUUAACUGAUCUUUUGGAAGAACAUGACAGCGGUCGUUUCCAAACAUAUUGGAUCGAAAAAGAAUCUAAAGCAGUGCAAACUAGAAAAAGACGUAAAAUCCAUGCAGAAUAUGUUAAAUUUGGGAACGAGUCUACUAAAUUAGACGUUGUCAUAGAGUUACGCAAUUACGGUAUUGAAUUGGUAACUGCAGAAGUUGGCAUCACUCAAAAAGACCAUGAUGAUUUGAAGUUUCGUGAGGAUCAUACAGCAUUAAAAAUAGAAUUGAAGGACAUGAUAGAUAACUUCUAUGAUGUGCUUCAUUUUAAAAAGAAAGAUUUAGCCGAAAUCUUUGUCAUGGGAAUUCAAGCAACUGGUCAAAAGUGGACAAUAUAUUGUCUAUCAUAUAAUUAUGAUGUCAAUUUUUAUUUUUUAUCAGAAGUUGCUACGUUAAUUGUUCCAAAGACCAUGUCGGCAGUGGAAAGUUUAUUGGGACCAUUCAUUAAAAAUCUCCUUGGGUUUAGACACACAUUAUUGAUGCUUAACACAAAAAUUACAAGAAUGGCAAUAGCUCGCCAAUCUACACCCUCUCCACCUUCGUCACCUCCACAUCAAACCUCUGAAACCCCAAAGAUUGACCGAGUGAAAAAUGAUAUUUUUACAAUCUUUGAUGAUAUCUAUCAAGAUUAA